GCAUUAUAUACCUGUAAUGUUUUGUAUAGGAUUAGGAUAAGUUCCUUUAUUGAGAUAGGAUAAGUUCCUUUAUUGUACCAAAUGGACGAUUGAUACAAAAACAUACAUCUUUUCAUCAAAAGUGAACAUGAAGGACCAGCACAGAAGAGUUACCUAUCGCCAUAAACCGGGAUUUUUGGAAAGAGUUGGUAACAGCUGUAUGGGUGUUUUAGUUGGAAUCUGUGUGUUUCUCAUUUCAAUCAUCUUACUUUACUAUAACGAGGGACGAUCAGUUGCUGUGGCAAUAAUGCUGGAGGAAGGUUUAAACAACGUUGCUUCCCUGGAAAUGUCAUCUAAAUGGCAAUUCAAUGGAAAACUUGUUCAUCACAUCGGCUUACUUGAAGCAGAAAAUGAUAUUCAAGAUGAUUACUACAAGAUAAAACUGCCCUGCGUCAAAUUGAAACGGACUGUUGAAAUGUAUCAGUGGAUUGAGCAUUCACAAAGCAAGGAAACCAAUGUUGGUGACAAGAUUGAGACAGAGACAACAUACACAUAUGAUUUGGAAUGGUCAUCUACUUUAUCACAAAGUCGGAAUUUUGCUGAAGAAAUAGGUCAUACUAAUCCAAGAGAUUUUUUUUUAGAUUCUACAACUCAUUCACUUGAAUAUGUGACCUCGCAAGGAAUAAAGCUAUCCGGCACGUUAAUAGAUAAGAUAAAUUGGUUUAAAACAAUCCAUAAUCUACCGGUGCCUGAACAUUCUAGUAAAGCAACCAUACAUAAGCACUAUUUCUAUCAUGGUGGUGACCCAUUGUAUCCAGAAGUAGGUGACACAAGGACCUCAUUCCAAUGUGCCGGUGUUACAAGAGAAACAAACCAUGUUGGUAAACGUGACGUGGUGAGCAUAGUAGCAAUGUUAAAGGACGACAAGUUCACGACAUACUCCUCAAACAACGGCCAUUCCAUUGCUUUUCUAUAUCGUGGUUCAGUAUCUGCUGAACAAAUAUUUAGGUCAGAGGAAUCAUCAAAUAGCACAUUAACAUGGGCUCUAAGAUUCAUUGGAAUGAUUCUAAUGUACGUUGGUCUUUCUAUAAUGACGAAUAUUAUUACCACACUCGUGGAUUGGAUACCAGUGGUGCGGCAAAUCGUGGCGUUUAGCGUCGCCAGUUUCAAUAUGACUCUCACCCUCUUUCUGUCAUUGCUUGUCAUCGCAUUUGGAUGGUUGCGGUUUCGUCCACUCUUUGCAACAACUUUAGCAGCCGCGUCAUUACUGCCUUGGUUAAUAUCAAGCAAACGGGCGAGGGCUGCCUUCGAUCGGUUCAGCCGAUGACGCAAUUCUCUAUAAUGCAACGUAGUCAUAUUGCCCGGAUAUCGAUCGAUCGUUUUCUUGCUCCUAAUAAUAAAAUCUAUGCACGAAAUCCAACGUUUUUUUAAACCUGUAUCUUAUUUAUGAAGCCUAGAUAACUUAAUGUACCGUAAUUGGUUACGUAAUUUGAUUGUAAAAAUACACCGAAACUAUAUGAGUGUAA
Molecule: messenger RNA, 1505 nt
Organism: Ciona intestinalis (vase tunicate)
Lineage: Eukaryota; Metazoa; Chordata; Ascidiacea; Phlebobranchia; Cionidae
Product: transmembrane protein 43
Biological process (GO): nuclear membrane organization; lipid metabolic process
Cellular component (GO): nuclear inner membrane
Source: RefSeq, a predicted model, not a curated record